This is a messenger RNA of Pteropus alecto (black flying fox), 1950 nucleotides long. RefSeq names its product SRP receptor subunit beta (gene SRPRB). Gene Ontology annotation, biological process: protein targeting to ER. The record is from RefSeq and is a predicted model, not a curated record. The coding region runs from base 163 to 978 and encodes 271 amino acids. NCBI's taxonomy places the organism in Eukaryota, Metazoa, Chordata, Mammalia, Chiroptera, Pteropodidae. Gene Ontology annotation, cellular component: signal recognition particle receptor complex. The transcript has 7 exons.
UCCAAGAAAACUACAUCUCCCGUCAGGACCUUCCGAAUCACGGCCCUCGAACAAAAAAAUCCAACUUAGAAACUACCACUCCCGUGAUGCUCCGCUUCAGACGUCUGCGUAGAGCUCAGGGACACGUUGCGCUUUGCGGCGCCGGAGACCACGCAUCUCAGCAUGGCUUCCGUGGACUCUCGGCGGACGGGGAAUGAUGGCGGUGUCGGGGGUGCCUUCCAGCCCUACUUAGACUCCUUGCGGCAGGAGUUGCAGCAGAGAGAUCAGACGCUGCUGUCUGUCGUGGUGGCGUUUCUCGUGGUGCUGCUGACGCUAGUGUUCUGGAAGUUCAUCCGGAGCAGAAGGAGCAGUCAAAGAGCUGUUCUUCUUGUUGGCCUUUGUGACUCCGGGAAAACAUUGCUCUUUGUCAGAUUGUUAACAGGCCUUUACAGAGACACUCAGACUUCCAUCACUGACAGCUCUGCUGCUUACAGAGUCAACAAUACCAGGGGCACUAGUCUGACCUUGAUUGACCUCCCUGGCCACGAGAGCUUGAGACUUCAGUUCUUAGAGCGGUUUAAGGCUUCAGCCAGAGCUGUUGUGUUUGUUGUGGAUAGUGCAGCCUUUCAGCGAGAGGUGAAAGAUGUGGCCGAGUUUCUGUAUCAAGUUCUCAUUGACAGUAUGAGUUUGAAGAACACACCGUCAUUCUUAAUUGCCUGCAAUAAGCAAGACAUUACAAUGGCAAAAUCAGCAAAGUUAAUUCAGCAACAGCUUGAGAAGGAACUCAAUACUUUACGAGUCACCCGUUCUGCUGCCCCCAGCACACUGGACAGUUCCAGCACUGCCCCUGCUCAGCUGGGAAAGAAAGGCAAAGAAUUUGAAUUCUCACAGUUGCCUCUCAAAGUGGAAUUCCUGGAGUGUAGUGCCAAGGGUGGAAGAGGGGACACUGGCUCUGCUGACAUCCAGGACUUGGAGAAAUGGCUCGCUAAAAUUGCCUGAGGGGCAGAUCCAAAGCACAAGACACAAAUGUGUGUGUGGUGAUUGACAGUUUUGGAAAAGGGUGUAAUUAGAAACAUUUCUUUGUGUAGAAACACAUUAACAUUGAAUUCGGCUUGAAACUUUUUUUAAAGUUCAUUUCCCCUUAUUUGCUUUCAAACUAGUCACUUUUAUUUGAUUGUGUGCCUUCCCUUUAUUAAAGUGUAUGUGAUAUCCUUUUAGUGUAUGCUUGAAGUGGGGUCAAGGUCUUUGAGACCAAAACAAGUGGACCCUACGUAGAGAAGAUAUUAUCAUGAGAACAUGGUUAUCAUCUCAAAAGUUUUCUUGUCUCGUGCUUUGGUACCUUUUUCUUGGAAAAAAAUCUAUGUAUGGAACCAGUUGAUUUCCAGUUGCCUUUGAGGUUCCUGGACAGUAAGUACAUCAUCUAGUCUUUUGUGAAUUCUCAGAUUUGUAGGGGCAAUUAUAAUAUAGUCUCCCAACACAUGAAGAAAUAGAGAAUAGCAAGGCUGUGUCGCCAGUGGGUCUGGUCUUCAUCAGCUCAGUGACUUGUCCACACUCCAGCCUCAUAGCACUUAAGUUUCAAAAACGUGUCAUGAGCCAUUGGAGUCAUUCCCAGAUGAUAGAAAUGUAAGCACUGGCUCUCCAGAUGCCAAGGGUCUAUCUAGUGUGUUCCAGUUUUCCCUAACUGGGGAGUACAUGGAGAUUUGGGAGCUGUUCUGUUUUUCUGGGUGGCCAAGGGCUCCUGAGCUAUCUUCAUGUGCUGUUUGAUCAGCUCCUAUUUUUGUACUCAGCCAGAAUGCUGUGGAACAAAUACAAAAUGAAAGAAGUUCUCUGUAGAUUUUGAAAGUGCAUAUUCACUGAUGGUUAAAAAAAAAAGUUGGCCUUUUCAAAGUGAUAUUCUUUGCUGUUUUCUUAAAUGUAUGGCUUUUUUAUGGCUUUUAUAAAUGAUUAAUACAUUUUUUGGUAAACAAAACA